AUGAUGCAUUGGGGCAAUGCACAGUCGGGUCACAGACCAUGAUACAGUUAAUUUUUAACGCUUGUUAAACAAUCUAAAUAUGGCAGAAUUUGUUCAUCAGAACCUAGAGGAAACUCUGUUGGAGCUAGAACAAUUGGAACGUGUUGGCUUGUUCACGAAAGCAGAAAUAAAAACAAUUGUAAAGAAGAGAACCAGUUUUGAGUACCGCCUUGUCCGACUCAAGAAAGAUAAACAAGAUUUCCUGCGCUAUAUACAGUACGAGAUCAACCUCCUGUCAUUAAUCAGGAAGAGAAGAGAGCGAAUGGGAUACUUCUUUAAGAAGGAUGAGAUUGAGUAUGCAAUCAUCAAAAGAAUCCAGAAACUGUUCAGGAGAGCCUGCACCAUGUUCUGUGAUGACCAGAAGCUGUGGUUCUCCCACAUGCAGUUUUGCAAGAAAUGGAACAUGAAGAACGAGUUGAGUAAAUUGUUUGCAAGGCUACUCAAGGUGCACUCCAAAAACCCUGCAUUGUGGAUCAUAGCAGCCAAGUUCCAGAUGGAGGAAAUCAUGUCAGCUGAGAAUGCCAGGAGUCUAUUGCUACGAGCCAUCAGGCUCCAUCCACAGAACCACAAACUCAGAGUUGAGUAUUUUCGGAUGGAGCUGAUGCAUGCGGAUAAGCAAAGGAAGCGAUGGGCCUUGUUACAGCAGAGCAAAAUGGAGACCACAGAGGAAGGAAUGGAGGAUGCUAUACUACAAGGCAAGGUGGCCAGGGUUGUCUACAAGAUGGCCGUCCAAGAAAUGCCAGGUGACAUAGAUCUUCACCUGGCUUUUGUCCCUGUCUGCAAGAAGUUUGAUUUUACAACAGAUCUGGUACAAGAGAUAUAUCAAGACUUGAUGGAAGCUCACCCGAAUAAUGAACUCAUGUGGGAUGCUGUUGCUAGACGACAUCUUACAGCUCACAGCAAUGAGUCAGAGUCAAUCCAGCUUGCGGAAGAGAUGCAGUCUUAUGAGGUGUACGAAACGGCUGUAGAGAGACUACCAACCACCAAGAUGUGGAGUCUGUACAUUGACUGCUGCAUUGAGAGACUACAGCUUGGAGGGGCUGGGGACAUCAGCGACAAGCGAGCUGAGAAAGCCUUGCAAGUCUUUUCAGCGGCCAAUACAAAAUGUUCAUUGACAGAGGACCUGUAUUUGAAAUGGAUGAAUGUCCUUCAAAACGUGGGUCAAAUAGAUGAAGCGAAGGACGUAGCAGCAUCAGCUAUCAUUGCCCACCACCACUCGGCCAGAGUCUGGGAAGGAUGCCUGAAAUUAUCCAUGCAAGACUCUGGAAUAGGCAGGGAGAAUCAGCAGGCUGAGGUGUCCCAACUCUUUGACAGUGCAAUCUCCUUUGUCAAAGCCAAGCAUGCACUGCCACUGUGGAGAUUGGGUCUAGACUGGUGCCUCAUCAUGAACUCUGACAACGUACAGGAGAUAUUCAAGGCUGCAAUCAAGGAGCCAGCUGUUGUCUCAACACCCAUGAAGACACUCUACUUACAAUGGGCAGCUAUCAACAAGGAUCUCAGCAAAGCCAGAAAGAUCUACAAGAGAUUGUUGAAGGAGAGACCGCUGUCUGUGGAUUUCUUCAAGCAGUACAUCUCCAUAGAGCAGGCCCAGUUGGAACCCAACAUGACUAAGAUACGGCGCUGCUAUGAAGACGCAUUGGCAGAAUUUGGCUCAUCCAGACCAGACUUGUGGUUGGACUUCAUUCGUCUGGAGAAGGACAGCAUGCGAGCCCCACAGAUUCACUGGAGAGCAAUGAAAGCACUGUCAGGCCCGGAGCUGGAAGACUUCACUAAUGGAUACACGCUACUACAAACCGGCCAUGCAACCUAGCCAGCAACAAGCUCACUGGAGAGCAACGAAAGCACUGUCAGGCCCGGAGCUGGAAGACUUCACCAACGGAUACACGCUACUACAAACCGGCCAUGCAACCUAGCCAGCAACAAGCUCACUGGAGAGCA
Messenger RNA from Patiria miniata (bat star), 1977 nucleotides. RefSeq names its product U3 small nucleolar RNA-associated protein 6 homolog. The transcript is spliced from 19 exons. The record is from RefSeq and is a predicted model, not a curated record. Bases 80 to 1849 code for a protein of 589 amino acids. Gene Ontology annotation, cellular component: Pwp2p-containing subcomplex of 90S preribosome; small-subunit processome. Gene Ontology annotation, molecular function: snoRNA binding; protein binding. Lineage: Eukaryota; Metazoa; Echinodermata; Asteroidea; Valvatida; Asterinidae. Gene Ontology annotation, biological process: maturation of SSU-rRNA from tricistronic rRNA transcript (SSU-rRNA, 5.8S rRNA, LSU-rRNA).